AUGCACAGUACCACUAAAAUUGCUCUGCGCAAGAAAAGGAGGAGCCAAUAUCGCUACGAGACGGACAUGCAACCUCAAUGCUCUGAGAUCGCUGCCGAAACUUUUAUCGAUGCUCGUAGUAGUGCCUCUCUCAGAAUUUUGAAACAUUCAGAGAAUUAUUAUCCAGAUUUAAUGGUGGCCUGGCUAGCAUUGCCAAUAUAUUACUACCACUCCCCUCGCUUGUUGGCUGAGUUUCAAACUUUUGUGGUCUCUAAAGGUCAGGACAGGUACUACAGUCCAGAGGGGGAGACGGAUCCGAGGAGUAGCUGCCUCCCUUGCCUGUCUGCCCCCAGAGGGAUACCUGGAUGCCAAGGCUCCAGAAAACGGGCAGCCCGCCUGACCCGAAAUGCCGAGGCUUCCCCGAGACACCGAGAUAAAUUGGUGCUGAACGGCACCCGGGAUGGGAAGCCGGACGAGAGCGCCACGCAGUACGCCGUGCUCGCCAUCGUCCCCGUCUUCUGCAUUAUGGGUUUGCUCGGCAUCCUUUUCUGCAACCUGCUGAUGAAGAAGGGGUACCGCUGCACGGCCCAGAAGGAGGCGGACGAGGAGGCGACCAAAUUGGACAGAACCGCCCCCAGUAGCACUCCACAAGUCUUUUAA
This is a messenger RNA of Thamnophis sirtalis, 639 nucleotides long. NCBI's taxonomy places the organism in Eukaryota, Metazoa, Chordata, Lepidosauria, Squamata, Natricidae. The record is from RefSeq and is a predicted model, not a curated record.